Vicia faba (fava bean) is the source of this 735-nucleotide messenger RNA. The record is from the annotation of a GenBank genome assembly. NCBI's taxonomy places the organism in Eukaryota, Viridiplantae, Streptophyta, Magnoliopsida, Fabales, Fabaceae.
AUGUCAAAUCAACUCAACGGCGCUUACUACGGCCCUUCCAUCCCGCCGCCGCAACCCCACCGUCGUCACCGCAACGACUCCUCCUGCGGCUUCUGCAGCUGCCUCUGCGGCUGCUUCCGCGGCUGUUGCGGCUGCAUCUUCAACUGCAUAUUGAGCAUCAUCUGCAAAAUCCUCACCACAAUCCUCAUCAUCGUGGUAAUCCUCGGCUUCCUCUUCUGGCUCAUCGUCCGUCCUAACGUCGUCCACUUCACCGCCACCGAUGCAUCUCUUUCUCAAUUCAAUUUCACCAAAAACAACGCACUCCACUACGAUCUCACCGUCAACAUCACAAUCCGAAACCCUAACCGCCGCGUCGGAAUCUAUUACGAUAGCAUCGAAACGGUUGCGUUUUAUAAAGAUGUUGCGUUUGGGAAUCAAACGCUACCGGGAUUCUUUCAGCAUCAUAAGAGUACGAAUUUCUUGAACCCUGUUUUCAAAGGUGAACAAGUGAUUCUGUUGAGUUCAGAUCAGGUUUCGGAGUUUGACAAAGAGAAGGAAAAUGGAGUUUAUGGAAUCAAUGUGAAGGUUUUGAUGAAUGUGAGGUUUAAAUUGGGUUUGUUUAAGUCAGGGAAAGCGAAACCUAAGGUUCGUUGUGAUUUGCAGGUUCCUCUAAAAUCAAACAAUGGAAGUUCUUUGAGUAAUGCGUUUCAAGUUACUGAGUGUGAUUGGGAUUAUAAAUGGAGAUUGUUCCAUUAG